This is a messenger RNA of Symsagittifera roscoffensis, 309 nucleotides long. RefSeq lists its product as uncharacterized. Bases 1 to 309 code for a protein of 102 amino acids. The record is from RefSeq and is a predicted model, not a curated record. Gene Ontology annotation, cellular component: cytoplasm. Gene Ontology annotation, molecular function: calcium ion binding. The transcript has 2 exons. Lineage: Eukaryota; Metazoa; Xenacoelomorpha; Acoela; Convolutidae.
AUGACAAAGAGACCAUCAGGGGAGUCCUCGAUUGUGGACUUCCCUCAUUUUGUUAGAGAUCUACUGGACGAGUUCUGCGACCCUGUCACGGAAGACGAACUGGACAAGGCGUUCAAAGUACUCGACACGGAUAACGAUGGACUCAUAAGCGCUGAUAACGUCGGCAACAUUCUGCGGGAGUUCGGAAAACAACUGACAGACGAGGAGCUGCACAGCAUCUUCUCCGAGUUCUCUCCAUCCCAGGACUCCCGUCACCUGCUUUCUUUCCAGCAGUUCAUGUCCAUGAUUAACGAGGCAGAGUACUCCUAG